Messenger RNA from Vigna unguiculata (cowpea), 731 nucleotides. RefSeq names its product mitochondrial import inner membrane translocase subunit TIM10-like. Gene Ontology annotation, cellular component: mitochondrial inner membrane. Lineage: Eukaryota; Viridiplantae; Streptophyta; Magnoliopsida; Fabales; Fabaceae. Gene Ontology annotation, biological process: protein insertion into mitochondrial inner membrane. The record is from RefSeq and is a predicted model, not a curated record.
UCCUUUAGGAAUUUUCUCUCCUGAAACCCGGUCUCCUUCGAUAGCUAGUACCGCCAUUUGAGUCUUUGUGUUGCUUCGCACUUUCUCUCAACGAUCCAACAAUUCAACGGCACUGUUUUGUGAAUUCAUAUUGGUAAAAUGGAUGCCAACUUGUCACCGGCUGGUUUAGAUAAAGAACAGAUAUUUGGAAUAGCUGAAAAGGAGAUGGAAUAUAGGGUCGAACUAUUCAACAAGAUCACCCACAGCUGUUUCAAUAAAUGCGUUGACAAUAGGUACAAGGAAUCUGAGCUAAAUAUGGGUGAAAAUAGUUGCACUGAUCGCUGUGUUUCAAAAUACUGGCAGGCAAGGCAAAUUAAGUAUAGAUGGAUCAUGGAAGCUCUGAUUUCAAUAUGGCUUUUGCUUUUGAAAUCAUGGGAGACUGCAAAUGUUGAGUGUAGUGAUUGUCUUAUUGUCUUGGCAGUUUUCUUGUGUUUGUUAGGUGACUAAUCUAAUUGGUCAGCUGCUUGGUUCUGGGAAGCAUCCGAUGUAAUGCAAGAGUAGGGUUAUGUUUCCAGUUAGCUACAUCUACCAUAGUAAUAGUUGCUUCCAAGGAAGCGUUAAUUUAAUACUGUGUAAGGUCUUUAUUUUUGUUCAUGACUAUUCUGAGGUCAAUUUUGUUAAGAGAGGAAUUGAUGAUUAGCUUUUGAGGUUGUUCCCUGCAAUGAAAAGGAACCAGUGAUCGUUCCCUGCAA